UAAAACUACAACGUGGACGUGAUGAGGCGGAGCGUGCCCUAGAAUGUAUUUUCGGAAAGCAAAAGGCACCACCCCUCGACGUGGCAAAAUAUUUCACGCAGCCAUGUUGACUGCUGCUACGUAAGCACUUGGGCGUAAGUUAGCUGGGCACAGUGAAUGCAGUUGCUGUCAGUGAAAGCGGUAUCAAAAGUAAGAGGCUAGUUCCCCCGAGGGUGCCAUGGCUACCUUCCAGGAGUUCAUCCAGCAGAAUGAGGACCGGGACGGCGUGCGCUUCAGCUGGAACGUCUGGCCCUCUAGCCGCUUGGAGGCCACACGCAUGGUGGUCCCCGUGGCCUCCCUCUUCACGCCUCUGAAGGAGCGGCCGGACCUCCCCCCGAUCCAGUACGAGCCAGUGCUCUGCAGCCGUGCCACCUGUCGUGCCGUUCUCAACCCCCUCUGUCAAGUGGACUACAGAGCCAAACUGUGGGCUUGCAACUUCUGUUACCAAAGGAACCAGUUCCCUCCAACCUAUGCUGGAAUCUCAGAAGUGAACCAACCAGCUGAGCUUCUUCCCCAGUUCUCCACCAUUGAAUAUGUUGUACAGAGAGGUCCCCAGAUGCCUCUGAACUUCCUGUAUGUGGUGGACACUUGCAUGGAGGAUGAGGACCUGCAGGCCCUGAAGGAGUCUCUCCAGAUGUCCCUGUCCCUGCUGCCCCCCACCGCCCUGGUGGGCCUCAUCACCUUCGGCCGCAUGAUCCAGGUGCACGAGCUGGGUUGCGAGGGCAUCUCCAAGAGCUACGUCUUCAGAGGGACCAAGGACCUCAGUGCCAAACAGCUGCAGGAGAUGCUCGGGCUGUCAAAGCCAUCGGCCCAGCAGGCAGGAAGAGGAGCCCCGCAAGGGGGACAGGUGCCACUAUCAAACAGGUUUUUGCAGCCUGUCCAGAAGAUCGACAUGAACCUGACCGAUCUGUUGGGGGAGCUGCAGAGGGACCCCUGGCCCGUCACACAGGGCAAGAGGCCGCUGCGCUCCCUGGGAGUAGCCAUGUCCAUUGCUGUAGGGCUGCUUGAGUGCACUUUCCCCAAUACUGGCGCUCGCAUCAUGACCUUCAUCGGGGGUCCGGCCACGCAGGGUCCCGGCAUGGUAGUGGGCGACGAGCUGAAGACGCCCAUCCGCUCCUGGCACGACAUUGAGAAGGACAACGCCAAGUUCAUGAAGAAGGCCACCAAACAUUAUGAGGCCCUGGCUAACCGUGCAGCCGCCAACGGACACAUCGUGGACAUCUACGCAUGUGCCCUGGACCAGACGGGACUUGCCGAGAUGAAGUGCUGCCCCAAUUACACAGGUGGUUAUAUGGUGAUGGCGGAUUCCUUCAACACCUCCCUGUUCAAGCAGACCUUCCAGAGAGUGUUUACCAAGGAUGUGCAAGGAGCCUUCAAAAUGGCCUUUGCUGGCACUUUAGAAAUUAAGACGUCAAGAGAGGUCAAGAUUUCCGGAGCAAUUGGACCAUGUGUUUCUCUCAACGCCAAAGGACCUUGUGUGUCUGAAAAUGAGAUUGGCACAGGUGGCACGUGCCAGUGGAAGAUCUGCGGCCUUGAUCCCAGCACCACUCUAGCCAUUUACUUUGAGGUGGUCAAUCAGCACAACGCGCCCAUCCCCCAGGGAGGUCGAGGGGCCGUCCAGUUCGUCACGCAGUACCAGCACUCCAGUGGCCAGAGACGCAUCCGGGUCACCACCAUCGCCAGGAACUGGGCAGAUGCAGCGACGCAGAUCCAGAGCAUCGCGGCGUCAUUCGACCAGGAGGCGUCGGCCAUCUUGAUGGCGCGUCUGGCCGUGUACCGGGCCGAGUCGGAGGAGGGCCCUGAUGUCCUGCGCUGGCUGGACCGACAGCUCAUCCGCCUGUGCCAGAAGUUUGGUGAUUACCACAAGGAUGACCCCAACUCAUUCCGUUUCUCAGAGACCUUCUCCCUCUACCCACAGUUUAUGUUCCAUCUACGGAGGUCUCCGUUCCUGCAAGUGUUCAACAACAGUCCAGACGAGAGCUCCUACUACAGGCACCAGUUCAUGAGACAAGACCUCACCCAGUCCCUCAUCAUGAUCCAGCCCAUCCUCUACGCAUACUCCUUCAACGGGCCGCCGGAGCCCGUGUUGUUGGACAGCAGCAGCAUCUUGCCUGACCGAAUCCUUCUCAUGGACACCUUCUUCCAGAUCCUCAUCUACCAUGGAGAGACGGUGGCUCAGUGGCGGAAGGCAGGCUACCAGGAAAUGCCCGAGUAUGAGAACUUCAAGCACCUCCUGCAGGCGCCGGUGGACGACGCUCAGGAGAUCCUGCACAGCCGCUUCCCCAUGCCCCGCUACAUCGACACGGAGCACGGGGGCAGCCAGGCUCGCUUCCUGCUCUCCAAAGUCAAUCCAUCUCAGACCCACAACAACAUGUAUGCCUGGGGCCAGGAGUCGGGGGCGCCCAUCCUGACGGACGACGUGAGCUUGCAGGUCUUCAUGGACCACCUGAAGAAGUUGGCCGUCUCCAGCGCUGCCUAAAGAGGGGGGUGGGGGCUUGGUCUCAGAAGGGCGCCAUGAGGGAGAGAGGGGGGUGGGUGGGGGUUUAUUUGCCCAUUCAUUCUUGCCUAAACCAUAUUGGAAACACAUACGCACAUGCGUAUACAAUUCGUAUAUAGGACACACAUACACACAUGCAUACACAGAUCAUAUAUAGGAAACACAUGCAUACACGUUUCAUAUAUACAGUGCUGCCUAAAAGCUCUUGAGGGGGACGGGGUGGGUGUUGUCCAUCCAACCUCCCCUGUCCCAUAUAGGAAACACAUACAAACAUGCAUACUACAUG
This is a messenger RNA of Engraulis encrasicolus (European anchovy), 2822 nucleotides long. It is a transcript of the gene sec23a, whose product is annotated as Sec23 homolog A, coat complex II component. The transcript has 20 exons. Gene Ontology annotation, cellular component: endoplasmic reticulum exit site; COPII vesicle coat. The record is from RefSeq and is a predicted model, not a curated record. Lineage: Eukaryota; Metazoa; Chordata; Actinopteri; Clupeiformes; Engraulidae. The coding region runs from base 218 to 2518 and encodes 766 amino acids. Gene Ontology annotation, molecular function: GTPase activator activity; zinc ion binding. Gene Ontology annotation, biological process: intracellular protein transport; COPII-coated vesicle cargo loading; endoplasmic reticulum to Golgi vesicle-mediated transport.